This is a messenger RNA of Sphenostylis stenocarpa, 336 nucleotides long. The record is from the annotation of a GenBank genome assembly. NCBI's taxonomy places the organism in Eukaryota, Viridiplantae, Streptophyta, Magnoliopsida, Fabales, Fabaceae.
AUGACCUUCCAGAUGACCCCUACCAAGCAAAAAAUCCACAAGUCUAUCGACGGCAAGGUUCCUCUAAUGCAACUGGCGACGAAGGAUGCUUGUAAGUCUGUUUCGGAAAUCGACGAAAUGACGAAGCCCCACAAGUUCAGGUCAGAACCUGAGACUCUUCAAUUAGUGUCUUGUCUGGUACCUUCGAAUCACGACGCCCUUCACCGCCUGAACCACGCACCACUAAAACAGAAGAAGAAGGAAGGAGGGAGGUUCCACUUGUGGGCACAUGAUAAGGAUGGUAGAUCUACUGCUACUGCCCCUAGUAAGUGUGAUGGGUCCCACACCUUCAAAUGA